UCCACACCAUCAUCAGCCAUCACAAUCCCAAUUAACAAUCCACACCCCCUCCAAUCCCCUCCAAAAGCUUUUUCCUCCCCAACCACAGCUUCAGCUCCUUUUGAAGGGCAUGUACCACAAGUUACCAACUCAAGACACAAUGAUUCCCAAUGAGACCCACUUGCUAUUUGUGCUCAUAAAUGGUUUGUUUCUACGAGAAUUUCCUCAGAAAGUUCCUCCUCCAUGACUUAGGAUGCGGAGCUCAAGGACAUCCCUGAAGCAGAGGCUUCGCAGGAGAGGGUGCGAGUACUUGUGUUGCGGUCGCAGGCUCAGCGUUUCCUCGUCGGAAGAGGCUGAUGAGAGCAGCGACGGUUCGGACCGGGUCGGAGCAAUCUCGAGCGUGGCACACGCCAUGGUUCAGGAGCAACUCGACCAAAUGAUAAGAGAGAGGCACGAGGCAAGGCAUGCAGAGCAGAGGAAGCGAAGAACGGGAAGGACCGAAUUCAUUUUAAUAGUCGCCAUGGAGAUGGAAUCCGAUGAUCCUACGCAAGAUUUCAAAGACUCCAUGGUCGAGAUGAUAACAACAGCCAGGAUCGUAGAUGCGAAAGGUCUUCGGCAACUAUUGGAUUGGUACCUCUCUGUGAAUUGUGAGGAGGAGAGCAGGAGCAUAAUAUUGGAGGCAUUUCAUGAGGUUUGCUUUAACUUGUUUGUUGUGAAGUAGUAAAUCAAAUUGAUGGACUUGUGGAUUGUCCAAAGCGAAAGGCUCAUGCCGUUGGGCCUACAUUCAAAUCAUAUUUACAUGUUGAAAUCUUUUGCUAAGAAA
Molecule: messenger RNA, 802 nt
Organism: Rhodamnia argentea
Lineage: Eukaryota; Viridiplantae; Streptophyta; Magnoliopsida; Myrtales; Myrtaceae
Product: probable transcription repressor OFP9
Exons: 1
Coding region: 233-700 (155 amino acids)
Biological process (GO): negative regulation of DNA-templated transcription
Source: RefSeq, a predicted model, not a curated record